Mangifera indica (mango) is the source of this 1332-nucleotide messenger RNA. Its product is annotated as ras-related protein RABC2a-like. The record is from RefSeq and is a predicted model, not a curated record. The transcript has 6 exons. Bases 425 to 1060 code for a protein of 211 amino acids. Gene Ontology annotation, molecular function: GTP binding; GTPase activity. NCBI's taxonomy places the organism in Eukaryota, Viridiplantae, Streptophyta, Magnoliopsida, Sapindales, Anacardiaceae.
ACAAGAACGAAGAGUGUGAGUUGAGUUGGGCAUCAUAAAUAUAGCUGAAUGAGAAUGAGAGAUCGAAUGGCUUCUUACCAUACGGUCGGAGCGUUAAUGGCACGCGACUAAAACUCAUGAAAGUCCGUAGCUUUUGGAAAGUAAAGUAAAGAAUUACGUCGGUUUCAGGUGUUGGCCGUUUUCUUUAGCUUCUCUCUUGACAAAGCAUAUACAUUGAUGCCCACUACUCUCAGACUCAACCCAUUAUUUCUUUGUCACUCUACUUUAUACACAAUCAAGAGAACAACAACAUCAUUACGUUACAUUUACAACUCUUGACCAUCAUGAGAAACAACUCUUGUGUUUGAAAGAUAAAAAAGUUGAGAGAUUUCACUUCUUUCUUACAUAUUUAUAUUAAUACCUCAACUGGGUGUUUGUUGAUUCAAUGAGAUCCUCUUCAGGUCAGAGCAAUAGCUACGAUCUUUCUUUCAAGAUCCUAUUGAUCGGUGAUUCAGGUGUUGGUAAAAGCAGCCUUCUAGUCAGCUUCAUAUCAAGCUCUGUAGAAGAUCUUGCUCCCACCAUUGGUGUCGAUUUUAAGAUCAAGCACCUAAAAUUGGGUGGAAAGAGAUUGAAGCUGACGAUUUGGGACACAGCUGGGCAGGAAAGGUUCAGAACAUUAACAGGCUCUUAUUAUAGAGGUGCCCAAGGAAUCAUUCUUGUUUAUGAUGUCACAAGGAGAGAAACUUUCACAAAUUUAUCAGAUGUUUGGGCUAAGGAAGUGGACCUUUACUCUACCAAUCAGGAUUGUGUCAAGAUGCUUGUUGGAAAUAAAGUUGACAGAGAUUCUGAAAGAGCUGUAAGCAGAGAAGAGGGGAUGAAUCUUGCAAAAGAGCAUGGGUGUUUGUUUCUUGAAAGUAGUACUAAAACUAGAGAAAAUGUGGAGCAAUGCUUUGAGGAGCUUGCUUUGAAGAUAAUGGAGGUUCCUAGUCUUCUGGAAGAAGGAUCCAAUAUAGUCAAGAGAAACAAUUUAAAGCAGAAGCCAGAAUACCAGGCUUCUCCCAGUGGCGGUUGUUGCUCAUAAGUUGUUGCAAUAUAGAAGCAUCUAUAUGAAAGCGAUGCCUACUCUUGCCCAUUUAAGGCUUAUACAGUGCAUCCCCUUUACAUUAUGAAACAGAUCAUGUAUAUGUAAUUUCUUCCUUGUUAUUUCUUGGUGCUGCUGUUGUUUUCACCGAGUUUCCAUAGUUUAACCAUUAUUCUGGGAAGUUGGCACUCGAAUAAUAUAAAUAUAUUAGCUUGUGUAUAUGACUGCCAAAUGAUCCAUGCUAGUAAACAAAAGUGCAUGUAUUUUAUUGA